This is a messenger RNA of Mycetomoellerius zeteki, 3055 nucleotides long. RefSeq names its product nardilysin. The record is from RefSeq and is a predicted model, not a curated record. The coding region runs from base 11 to 3055 and encodes 1014 amino acids. The transcript is spliced from 13 exons. Gene Ontology annotation, molecular function: metal ion binding. Lineage: Eukaryota; Metazoa; Arthropoda; Insecta; Hymenoptera; Formicidae.
GCCUGCAGAGAUGGAGCGUAUUGAAGACGAUGAUCGGUAUCGAGUUGAAUAUCUGGAGACGCCCAUCAAAUCGGAAAACGAUAAGAAGGAUUACAGAGUUAUCAGAUUACAAAAUGGUUUAACGGCUUUGCUCAUAUCAGAUGUAUAUUCAAAAACAUACGUUUCUCAAGAUCAAAACAAUGAGACGGACAAAAAAAAGACAGUAUGUGGCUUAAGUGUGAGAGUAGGAUGUUUCAACGAUCCACCAGAAAUUCCAGGCAUGGCAAAUUUCCUCAAGCGUAUGAUUUUUAUGGGAUCCGAAAAAUACCCACAAGAAAACAAUUUUGAAGCAUUUAUCAAAGAGCGUGGCGGAUCUGUUGACGCCUCAAUUGAUUACGAACAUACAACAUUUUACUUCAAUAUCCAAGAAGGGCAUUUGUUAUCAGCUCUCGAUCGUUUUGCUCAAUGUUUCAUUAAACCCUUGAUGAAGAAAGAUUCCAUUAUACGAGAGCGAGAGGACAUUAAAAACGAGUUUCAAUUCGUACCUUGUGCCAAGAAUAAGCAGAAGCAACCGUUGUCCUCCUUCGCGGAAACUGAUCCAGCCAACAAGUUUAUUUGGGACAAUUUUAUGACCUUUAGCAACAAUAUAGAUGAUGAUAAAUUGUACGAAGAACUGCACAAAUUCAAAAAUUGCCAUUACAGCGCUGACAGAAUGAAAAUAGCUAUACAGGCUAUACUAUCACUGGACACAUUAGAACAAUAUAUCGCGACGUGUUUUGCUGAUAUACCAAAUAAUGAAUUAUAUCUCGAUGACUUUAAAAAAAAAGAUAGUGUUUAUUUUGAUAUUCCCAGUAUCCGAAAAAUGUUUACUGAAACAAGCUGUCAUAAAUCGUAUAUGAAGUUUAAACAAGAAGAUGAAUUACAAGUAAGGUGGACGAUACCUUUGCCACCUGAUUUUUAUAGAAGUAAACCACAUGAAUAUAUCGCAUGGGUUAUGGGGUAUAAAGGAAAAGGUUCUUUAAUAAGUUAUUUACGCAAAAAAAUUACGAGUUAUGUAGGAUCCAGUAAAGAAGUUCAUUGUGAGAUUGAAAACUUCUUAAGACAUAAUUCAGUAUAUGCUGUGUUAAAGUUUACUAUAAUAUUCUCCAAUGAGGAAGAAAAAUAUCUGGAAGAUGUUUUAGAUGCGAUAUUUUCCUUUAUUAAUUUACUAAAAAAAGAAGAUCCUCAUAAAAGGAUUAUUCACUACGACAUUUACAAGAUGAUGGAAAACGAUUUUAGAUUUAUUAAUGAAAAAGAUUCAGUGGAUUAUGUAGUAAAUUUGUGUAAGGAUAUGCAUUUCUAUCCGCCACGUGAUUAUAUAAUUGCAAAUGAACUUAUUUGUAUUGAGUAUAACCCAGAAGCUAUACAAAAGUGUUUGAAUUAUUUGAUGCCAGAGACCGCGAUUUUGCUAGAAAAACAUCGUUCUUUGCCUUCCGAUUAUCAUGAAGUUCAGUCUCGUGAAAAUUGUUAUGAAUAUACAUAUACCGAGAUACCAAAAGAAUGGAUCGAACGCUUGAAAUCCAUCGAGCCGUUGCCGGAUUUUCAUUUACCAUUAAAGAAUGUAUUCAUUGCUAGCGAUUUCUCUUUAAUACCGAUACCAGCGGAAGUUCCGAAAUAUCCUGUAAAAAUAUACAAUGAUCAUAUAUCAGAAAUUUGGUAUCGCCUGUCUCCUAAGUUUCGUUUGCCGAAAUGUUAUAUAAAUUUACAAUUUGUUUCUUCUUUAGGAAUUCAGUCGCCAAAGAAUGCAGUUCUCAUGGAAAUAUACUGUCGUGUAUUAACAUUGCUUUUGUUUGAUGAAUUGUAUCCAGCUCUAUUAGCUAGAUUUGAAUGUAAGAUCAGUAUCAGUGAGAAAGGUAUUGUAAUCAAAAUAAACGGAUUUAACGAAAAACUGCACCUCUUGUUGAUAACUAUUGCAAAAUGCAUUGUAGACUAUCCUGCACUUGUUACGAAUAUUUUAUUUGAAACCUGCAGAUUACCACUACUAAAUACGGAAUAUCUUAUGAAUGUAUUUGCGAGUCCAGAUGAACUUGCCGACGACGUGAAAUUAUCGGUAUUGAAACUUAUUCAUUAUACACGCGUCGACAGACAUACUGCUCUGUCUAAUGUGAAUUUUAAAGAAUUCCGACGCUUUGUGAAAUCCUUUACCGAUCAUUUGUACGUCCAGUGCCUCGUGCAAGGUAACGUAACGCAGGAUGAUGCAAUCGAGACUAUACAGCAAUGUCUCAAAAUAAUUAAUUGCGGUCCAUUGUUUAGUAAUACAGUACAGCAGAUGAGAGUCGUUCAAAUACCUUUGGGCGUAAGCUAUUGCAAGUUAAAAAAUAUUAACGAAACUAAUCCAACUUCUGCAGUGAUAAAUUAUUAUCAAGUCGGUAUCACGUCGAUUGAAUCAUCAAUAUUAAUCGAUCUGAUGAGAAUAAUAAUGAAUGAUUAUGCUAUAUUAUGCUCUGAGGAUUUCAAAUUUUUCUCGUGCGAAAAUGACAAUGAAACUUCAGCUAUAGGGUAUUCUAUUACGACUGAUGCAAAUAAAUGCUCAACCGAGCAUAUGGAUCAGCAGAUCGAGGCACUUUUAAAAAUAUUUAAUGAGAUUUUGAAAGAGAUUUCAGAAAAGGAAUUAGAUGUUUUUAAGGAGAAAUUCGAAAAGCAAUUAUACAAUUAUGCUGUCGAUAACGAUAUUGAAAAUGAAGUUUAUACAAACUGGAGUGAGAUAACGAAGGGGGAAUAUGUUUUUGAUAGAUUCAAGAGGGAAAUGCUUGCAAUAAAGGAUAUAAAGAUCAACGAUCUGAGAGAAUUUUUUGCAAAGCACACGGAUAAUGGAAGUAAUUUUAGAAAAUUAAGCAUACAUGUGGUGGGAAAUGAUCGGAAGGAAAUUAAAGUCGAGAAAGAUAAUAAUAAUAAUAAUAGUGAUUGCGAGGAAAAGCACUUUGUUUUGGAAUAUAUAAGCGACGGUCAGGAGGAAACUAGAGUUCAUCAUAUUACUAACGUAGAAAAUUACAAGAAAGGUCUUUAUACUUAUCCUGUCAGAGUGUUUAGUAAGUGA